ACUGGUUGGAUCCAGAUCUGUCUUUAACCCUUAGCUUUCCCAUGAGGGGUGAGGGAGAAGCGCGCAACAUGUGCCGUGCGGACAAAUGUAAAGCGGGUUGAGCAGUUUAAACACGAGGAACUAGUUUCUAUGCUGCGAGUAGGAGCGCACAGAAAUGGUGCUGUGUGGACCAACUUUCUUGGGGCCUAACGUGUACACAAAGCCCCCAGAUGGAGGCUGGGGGUGGGUGGUGGCCGUGGCCUUUUUCCUGGUGGAGCUUUUCACCUAUGGCACCAUCAAGAGCUUUGGGAUUUUCCUCCAAGUGUUGAUGGAGGAAUUUGGAGAGAGCAACAGUCGGGUGUCCUGGAUUGUUUCCAUCUGUGUCUUUGUAAUGACCUUCAACGGUCCUCUUUCCUCCAUGCUGACCAAUCGCUUUGGGUUCCAACUCGUCGUCAUGACCGGAGGUGUACUGAUCUCCUCGGGAACCAUCACUACAAGCUUCGCCUCUUCCGUCAAUCAAAUGUACAUCACUUACGGCAUCGUGGCAGGUCUCGGCUACUGCUUGACAUUUUUACCCACGGUGACGAUACUCUCACAUUAUUUUUCACGACGACGAUCACUAGUCAUCGCCGUGGCGUCCACCGGAGAGGCCCUGUCCAUGUUUGCUCUCGCCCCGGCCUUCUCCUCUCUGAGGGAUCUUAUCGGCUGGCGUCGCACCAUGGCGAUGAUCGGAGCUUUGCAGGGAACCAUCAUUAUUUGCGGCGCUCUGCUUCGGCCAAUCAUCAUCUUACCACAAGAGACAGAGACUUCUGAAUCUUCUCCAAAGAACGAGGAAGCCCAAAGCACGGACUUGAUUGGACAAGAUUUUGUGAGAAACUGUCCCGUUGAGAAGGUCAACUGCAACCCAGAGGAGAGGACUUUACUAACAAAGGAAGUGAGGCCAGAUGUGCAGCCAAGUCUAAAAAAUAACUUCGAUCCAGCUCAAGGGCAGAAGAACGAUGUCGAAGUUGAUGAGAAACCUUCAAAGUUCAAACUUCUGGAUUUCUCCAUCCUCAAAGAGUGCAGCUUCAUCUUGUACUCGCUCUUCGGACUGUUUGCCACGCUGGGCUUCUUCGCCCCUCAACUCUACAUCAUCGAGCUGAGCGUCAGUCGAGGCGUGGAGCGCGAUCGCGCCACCUAUAUGCUCUCCACCAUGGCGGUGGCCGAAAUCUUCGGUCGAUUCUUAAUCGGAUGGGUCCUGACACUGAAUCGAAUACAGAAUCGGAAGCUUCUCGUCCUCCUGGUUUGUGUGAUUUCCAUGACUGUGGACCUGGUGGGAUUUACUCUAGUCACGGAAUUUUACGGGCUAGCGGUAUGCUGCGCUGUCUACGGGUUCUUCAUGGGAACCCUUGCGUGCACGCACAUUCCCAUGCUGGCAGAAGAUGACGUGGUGGGCUUGGAAAGAAUGUCCUCUGCUGCUGGAGUUUACGUCUUCAUACACAGCUUUGCCGGCCUGGCUGGACCCCCACUCGGAGGUGUGUUAGUGGACGUGACAGAGAACUACGGGUCGGCCUUCUACUCCUGCGCAGCUGGCAUGGCGGUGAGCGCCGUGUUCUUGGGCUUAGUGAGACCUGCCAAGAGAGGACGACUUUGCACGAAGAGAACAUUCAAACCAAAUAAUGACACGCCUCAUAUUGUGACAGAAGGCGUCAAUGAAGCGGAAAAACUCACAGGCAGUACUGACGUUAGCGCCGAGGCGCACGAAGAACGACAAUCAUGUCGAGACGUAGCUUGACAUGCGGGUUUGACAUGUCGCUCGAACAUGCUGGCAAAGCUCAUUUACGUCCUCACCAAUCCUGUUUUGUGUGAGUGUCUGAUUCAAGUGCUCGCUGAGAUAUGAUGGCUUGAAUUUACAAAAAUAUUUGAAAUAGUCUUUGAAGAAGAAUUACCAUCUAAUAAUGUGAAGCCAAUGUAGCAGCAAAUACUGUACAUGAAAUUGCACACGUAUGUAACAUUAACUCUUACGUUUGUGUUACUUCCGCCAAGCUCAGGAGACUCGUAUGAUUGAUUUUUUUUUUAACCAAAGCGCACAUGAGAUGUCAAAGAUGCACUAUUUUUGUAAGAAAAAUAUGCUAGCAAUAAAGCAAUAAUGUUUUUA
Messenger RNA from Syngnathus acus (greater pipefish), 2116 nucleotides. RefSeq names its product monocarboxylate transporter 7-like. NCBI's taxonomy places the organism in Eukaryota, Metazoa, Chordata, Actinopteri, Syngnathiformes, Syngnathidae. The record is from RefSeq and is a predicted model, not a curated record. Gene Ontology annotation, biological process: transmembrane transport; monocarboxylic acid transport. Gene Ontology annotation, molecular function: monocarboxylic acid transmembrane transporter activity. The coding region runs from base 155 to 1753 and encodes 532 amino acids. The transcript is spliced from 6 exons.